Cottoperca gobio is the source of this 2195-nucleotide messenger RNA. RefSeq names its product solute carrier family 3 member 1 (gene slc3a1). The record is from RefSeq and is a predicted model, not a curated record. Gene Ontology annotation, biological process: carbohydrate metabolic process; amino acid transport. Lineage: Eukaryota; Metazoa; Chordata; Actinopteri; Perciformes; Bovichtidae. Bases 1 to 2157 code for a protein of 718 amino acids. The transcript is spliced from 9 exons.
AUGAGUUUAACAAAAGACACCGAUGGUAGUCUGGAGCUGGGGCUGUACACCCGAAACCCGGGGUACCAGGAUGAAGAAGGCGGCGGGUCAGCGGCGGACACCAUCCACGCAGACCCCGGGGAGAAGCACGAGUCGGACGCGGCGGAGUACACGCAGAUAAAACCGUACGCCGGGAUGCCGAAGGAGGUGUUGCUGCUGUACUCCUCCCAGGCCCGGUACCGCGUGCCCCGGGAGAUCCUGUUCUGGCUGACGGUGGCGUGCACCCUGGCGCUGGUCACGCUCACCGUCACGGUGAUCGUGAUGUCGCCGCGGUGCCUCAGCUGGUGGCAGGCCUCCCCGGUGUACCAGGUUUACACUCGCUCCUUCAGGGACUCCGACGGAGAUGGGGUCGGAGACCUCAAAGGAAUUCAGGAGCAGCUGGAUCACUUCGAGUACCUGAACAUCAAGUCAGUGUGGAUCAGUCCUUUCUACCGCUCUCCCAUGAGGGACUUCGGCUAUGAUGUGGCAGAUUUCCGCUCCAUCGACCCGCUCUUUGGAACCAUGCAGGACUUUGAAGAUCUCCUGGGUGAAAUGCAAAAGAAAGGUUUGAAGCUGAUCAUGGAUUUCAUUCCCAAUCACACCAGCGACCAACACCGCUGGUUCAACUUGAGCCGGACUAGAGAGCCUCACUACAAGGAUUACUACGUCUGGACUGACUGCAAUGCAACCGCACCAAGGCCCAAUAAUUGGGUGAGUGUGUUUGGGAACUCGUCAUGGACUUAUGAUGACGUGAGAGGCCAAUGCUACCUGCACCAGUUCCUCAAGGAGCAACCAGACCUGAACUUCAGAAACCUGCAUGUCCGCAAAGAGAUCACUGAUAUUAUUCAUUUCUGGUUGGAGAAGGGUGUGGACGGGUUCCGGAUGGAUGCAGUGAAGCACCUCCUGGAGGCCGCUCACUUGAGGGAUGAACCACAAGUGGACCCAAAUAAGGCGCCCGAGUCUGUAACCUCAGAGUGGGAUCUCCACCAUGACUACACCACCAGUCAGCUGGGCCUGCAUGACCUGCUGAGGGACUGGAGGGCUGAGAUGGACAUCUACAGCCGUGAGCCUGGCAGAUACAGGUUCAUGGUGACUGAGUCGUAUGAUUACCACGAGGUGGACAAGACCAUGAUGUACUAUGGCACCCCGCUGGUUAAAGAAAGUGACUUCCCCUUCAACUUUUACCUGCUGGACCUGCCUCAGAACACGAGCGGCUUGUGGGUUCAACAUCUGGUCCACUUGUGGAUGGCCAACAUACCUAAGGGACAAUGGCCCAACUGGGUGGUGAGUCAGGAGUCACUUUAUCUUCAUCCACCUCCCCCUACCUUUUCCUUUUCCAACUUACCCAACUCCCCCCUCCACCUUCUGUUCUAUUUCUCCAACCUCCACUGUUAUCAGGUUGGGAACCAUGACAAGCCUCGAAUAGCCUCCAGUGCUGGUCAGACCUACAUCCGUGUCAUCAACAUGCUGCUGCUGACCCUCCCAGGCACGCCCACCACCUACUACGGCGAGGAGAUCGGCAUGGAGAACAUUAAUGUCACAGACAGUCAGAUACAGGACCCCGCCGGCAAAUACAAUGCAAGUGCCAGUCGGGACCCUCAGCGCUCUCCAAUGCAGUGGAGUGGUGACAUGAAUGCAGGCUUUAACAACAAAACCAACAUCACCUGGUUGCCUGUACACCCCGACUACAGCAGCGUCAAUGUGGAGGUCCAGAAGAAAGACGAAGGGUCUGUUCUGGCUCAGUACCGUUUCCUAAACAAACUGCGUCAGUCAGAGCUCCCCCUGCACCGCGGCUGGUUCUGCUACGUCCACGCUGAUGCCAGUGUCUUCUCUUACCUCAGAGAGCUGGACGGUCUUGACCGAGCUUUCCUCAUGGUGCUUAACUUUGGUAAAGAAUCUGCCAUCACAGAUCUCUCCUCCAUUCGUGAGUUACCAGAGCAGUUGAAGGUGCUGAUGAGCACAAACCAAGUCAGCGAAGGCAAGGUGUUACAAAAGUCUCGUAUCCUGACGGAGGCAGGGGAGGGUUUGAUGAUUCAGUACUCCACCCUCAUUCACUUUAACCCCAACCACCCUGAACAGUGCUACGUCUCUGAGAAGACCUGCUAUUUGAGUGCCAUGGACAUACUUUAUAAAUGCUAAAUGGCAUUUAAUUAUUACAAUUCAAAGCAUCAAUGCAA